CACACGGGCCUCGAUCACGUGAUACCGCGAUGCUCGGCCGUGACGCGAGCUAAGUUCAAGUCCAGGUUCGUCAAGCGAUUACAGACGGCAGUGUAUACUCAAGUCUCGAUUUUGCUGCAGAGACCUGCUCAUUGAUUUCCUACGUUGGACCGGAGAACUCGGAUAACGCGCUUGCCUCCGAACAGUACCUCAAUGACACCUCCUUUCUCGACCCAGUGGCAGAAGCGCGUCGACCGUUCCGCGUCACCACCAUGCCAGCAUCCAACUCGGAGGAUACGAUCCUGCGGUCGCUGAACGAGGCGCAGCGCCGAGCUGUCGUAUCACAAGCUAAAACCGUCGCAAUUCUCGCUGGCCCGGGAAGUGGUAAGACGCAUACUCUCACGUCUCGCGUGGUAUGGCUCGUCCAGCGCAUGGGGUAUCGCCCUAACGACGUCAUCGUCGCGACCUUCACCGUCAAAGCUGCCCGGGAAAUGAAGGAGCGCAUUGGGAAGGCAUUGGGCGAAGAAUGCGAGAAGAAGAUUGUUCUCGGAACCUUUCAUUCCAUUGCUCGUCGGUACUUGUCUAUCUACGGAAAACACAUCGGACUGGAUUCCAAAUUCGGCAUUGCAGAUGACGGAGAUUCCAAGGCCAUCCUUCAGAGAAUUUGCAAAAGACUAAACCUUGGGAUAGAGCCCUCGUAUGCGAGGACAUGGAUCAGCAAGAAGAAAGCAAAGGGCCCAGGCGGCGAUGCGUCCCAGACGACCAAGAAGCAAAAAGAGAACCCAGCACUUCAAACCUGCUAUGACGAAUAUCAACAACAACUGGCCCGCUCGAACUUGCUGGAUUAUGACGAUCUCCUGGUAAAAUGCGUCGAACUAUUGCGAGACCACCCUGUGUGCGUCUCGAAUGUCCAAACUGUGCUCAUCGACGAAUAUCAAGAUACCAACGGCAUCCAGUACGAGCUGAUGCGACUCUUUGCUCAAGCGAACAACCGGAUCACUAUCGUGGGCGACCCAGAUCAAAGUAUUUACGGCUGGCGUUCGGCCGAGAUCAGAAACCUCUAUCGCUUGCUGCGGGACUACCCGAACACGGAUGAGAUCUCCCUGGAGGAGAACUACCGAUCUUCGCAAUCAAUCCUCGACGUAUCCCUCAACGUCAUUCAACAAGACAAGAAACGAUACCAAAAAGUCCUUUUACCGGUUCAUACUAAGGGUGCACGACCAGUUCUGAGGACGCUGAAAAGUUCGGCUGCGGAAGGGGAGUGGAUCGUCUCCGAAGUCAAACGAGCGAUUAUGAUGUUUGGAGAGAUGUUGAAAAAUGAGGAUGUGGCAAUCCUUCUUCGGUCAGCAGCGCUCUCUCGGCAUAUUGAGUCUGCACUUGGUAAAGCUGGUGUUGCAUACCGAAUGAUAGGCGGCCACAAGUUCUACGAUCGAAAAGAGAUCAAAGUUCUUCUAGAUUAUCUGCGGGUUGUGUACCAACCCGACAACAACGAUGCCCUGGCACGUAUCAUCAAUGUGCCUCGUCGAGGCAUUGGAGAGGCGACCAUCAAGUCUUUGUUGGAGGAGGCCGAGAAAAGUAAAAUGAGUCUAUGGACACUCCUGUGGAAGCAUUGCAGAGGCACUCGCAAAGCAACCACCACUAUCCGGGCUAAGAUGGAACAGAAACUCAACACCGAGCUACUCAGAAUCAUAUCGAACCUUCGGAAACAAAAGGACCAAAUCACGCAAAGUAGCCCAUUCACCAUUGUCAAUCUGAUCGAGCAACUGGUCAGUCAGUUGAACUUCAAGAAAUACCUGGAGGAGGAGUAUUCAGAGGAGCAUGAGCAGAGGUGGGCAAAUGUCCAGGAACUUGUCAACUUGGCUGGUGACUUUGUGAGAGACUUUGGUACAUCGGAAGAGGAUGCCCUUCCCGAGAUUGAGAACCUCGAGCAGGUCAAAGAGGAUGACGUGUUAGGACGUUUCCUUGCAAAUGUGUCGCUGGCAUCCGACGCUCAAAAGGAUGAUGCGACCAAAGACAAGACGUCCCUGAUUACUAUAUCGACCAUCCAUGCCUCGAAAGGACUCGAGUGGCCCGUUGUUUUCGUACCUUCUGUUUACACUGGCUCAAUCCCCCACUCGAGAUCCGAAGACACUGAUGAAGAACGGCGUUUGCUUUACGUGGCAAUGACACGAGCCAAAGCGCUUCUCUACUUGAGCUGCCCGCUUUACGGAUCACAGGGGAUGAGCUCGAAAGUUGAACUCUCUCCUUUUGUUGCCCCAUUUGCUUCAUCUGCUUUUGCUAAGAAGGGGCCGUCCUUCGACAGAGCGGUUGUCGAAAGUGCAGCCAAGAUUUUGGGAAGGGUAGCACCGAGCGAGAGUGCAGUUUUUGGCAAACUGCCACCCAUGUUUUCUCCCGAGGAUGACGCCUUCCCGAUAGAACCAUUCGACUCUAAGAAACAAGAUGGAUUUGAGGGUGAUUCGGAACGAAACUACUCGCGCGGCCCGAAACGACAACGGACCUCAUACAACGAGUCCUCCCACGAGGAAUCGGAAGAAAAGCCGUGGCACCGGGAGUAUGCAACAACAAUGGAGCAGUCAUCUGGCUUUACUGUCGCCUCACUUCCUGGAUUUACAACGGCCGGCGCGCACAAAGUGGCCCUUGACGUGGCAACUGCCGAAGCAGCAGCAAAGGCACCACCCCCAAAGGCAGGAGUUAGGAGGGGAACCACAAAGCGUGGAAGCGACCAAAAGAGUUUGCUUGGGUUUGUGACCCAACGAUCCAAGUCGAACGAAGAGCCACGUGAACACAAGCAAGCGGUAGACUUUGCGCAAGCGAGAUACCAAGCUGCUCUGUCACGACAUCAAGGACCAACGUCGGUGUCGCGAAUCGAGCAACCGAAGCCACGGAUUGAGUCUGAAUUGGCGAACCACAAACUCACCGCUGCGAGACCUCUACAGAGGCCAACUGUGCCGAGAGCAGACGACGGGCCAAAGAAUCCCUACGCCUGCUUCUCGAGCUCUCCGCCGCGAGCCGCCCCAAAAGAUGAAGAAUCGAACGACGAGGAAGAACCAAAACCUGUUCCUGACCGGCCAGCGUCCAGCUUUCAUGCGACAACCUUCACAUCGGUGAAGCCUAGGCGGCCUGUGGGGUUGGGUCCUCCACCCUCGAUGGACCGGUUACGCAAGCCGUUUAAGCCUUUGACGAUUACGCGACCAAAAGGGCCGCCUGCCUGAUGCAAACGGAGCCACUUGGAAAACACGGGAAAUUUAGGCGUUGUGAGGGAUAGUGAUGAUGGUGGUGGUGUCUUGGAGUCAUGUACCAUAACUUUGUACCCUAACGCGUUAGCAUAAUGCGAGAGGGCCUUACGCUCAGGGUGUAUCAACAUCCAACAUAUCUAUAAAUAUUAAAUAAUCUCUACGAAAGGGAUCAAACAAACCCAACAUUCAAAUUCAUUCC
Molecule: messenger RNA, 3414 nt
Organism: Ilyonectria robusta
Lineage: Eukaryota; Fungi; Ascomycota; Sordariomycetes; Hypocreales; Nectriaceae
Product: putative ATP-dependent DNA helicase
Exons: 1
Coding region: 252-3191 (979 amino acids)
Biological process (GO): recombinational repair
Cellular component (GO): nucleus
Molecular function (GO): 3'-5' DNA helicase activity; hydrolase activity; DNA binding
Source: RefSeq, a predicted model, not a curated record